This is a messenger RNA of Mercurialis annua (annual mercury), 861 nucleotides long. Its product is annotated as transcription repressor MYB6-like. The record is from RefSeq and is a predicted model, not a curated record. NCBI's taxonomy places the organism in Eukaryota, Viridiplantae, Streptophyta, Magnoliopsida, Malpighiales, Euphorbiaceae. Bases 98 to 640 code for a protein of 180 amino acids. The transcript has 3 exons.
GGGUCCCGAGUCAAUUGCAUCCUUGCACUUCCACUGCCUUCCAUUUAUAUUCCAUUUAUCUUCUUCUCUCGUAUUUACAGAUUGGAAGUAAUUAAGCAUGGGACGAUCUCCUUGUUGUGAGAAGGAGCACACAAAUAAAGGUGCAUGGUCCAAAGAGGAAGACGAACGUCUCAUCAACUACAUUCAACUGCAUGGCGAAGGCUGUUGGCGCUCUCUUCCCAAGGCAGCCGGUUUGCUGAGAUGUGGCAAGAGCUGUAGGCUAAGAUGGAUCAACUACUUAAGACCUGAUCUCAAGAGAGGAAACUUCACAGAUCAAGAACAUCAACUCAUCAUCAACCUUCAUGCCUUACUUGGAAACAAAUGGUCUCUUAUUGCUGCUCGCCUGCCCGGAAGAACUGAUAAUGAGAUCAAGAACUACUGGAAUACCCACAUCAAAAGAAAGCUUUGUAAGACUACUGGUGUUUCUGAGUUAGAAAGGCAAGACUCAUCAAACUGCAGCAGUGGCCCUGAAAUCAAUCUUGAGCUAUCAAUAGCCAUAAGCCAACCUCAGGUUUCUUCUUCUAUAAUUAAUUUUGAACAGCAGAAGCAAGAAAAUAAUAAGCAACAGCGGCAGCACUUCACAUUUCAUCUGCUGAAUUAAACUGUGUUCUAAUAGACUAAUCAACAGCUGAUCAUCUUCAAUCAAGCUAAUCAAAUAUUUGUAUGCCUUACUUAGAAGAUUGUAUAAUAAUUAGUUUAUAGUUUACCUUAUUUAAAAUAUUGUGUUGUGAUUGAUUAUCACUUACCUUACAUAGAAUAGCUUCUUUCUUGUAUAAAUUCACAAGUUAUAUGAAUGAAAAAUAAGUAAGCCUUCUUACUUUA